UCAGAAUAGUCUGACAGUGAAGCCACUCACUCAGUCCUCAUCGAAGAUAGUUCUGAACUUUACCAGCAAGCUGAGUGAAACUCGCUUCAUAGCUGAAAGGAGAAUGGACAACAUUGUGCAAUAUGAAUCACCACAGGUUCAAGUCUUUAUCAGGAGUGGACAUCAGUUUUUGGACAAGGUUCGGACAUUCCUUGCAAGUGCUGUGAGAGAGGGAAGUCUCCAACAAGAAAGAGCAAGAGCCCACUUCAAAGAGAUAUUGCACAUAAUAUUAUUUUAUGGCCAGAUUAAUCGUCCUAAGAUUCAACCACAAGAGAUUUUGCAGGAAAGUCAGAAUGAGUUCUCUGCUAGGUAUCCAGAUGUCUUUGAGAGGUGCAGAACCCACCUUCCAACACGUCCUCCUUUCACAGUACUACUUGAUGCGGUUGUUGAAGUUGUACGAGAAACAAGGGAAGAAAAUGUUUUGAAAUGUUUAUUGCGGCAGAUAAAUGAAAUGGAUGUUACUAAUGCUAACAACACGCCAUGUGGAAAUAUUUUUGUAUCAACAGUUAUCAACUUCUGCUAUUUUUAUGACACGGCUGCCAAAAAGAGAACACCCAAUUACUUUGGUGCUUCAGUGUCAUGUAAAGGAAGAAUACAGAGAGAAAUAAUGAUUGAUACAUUGUGUUGCCGCACAUGGCACAAUGCAAUUAGCUGGGCAGUAUGUGUUGGCAAUGAAUAUAAUGAACACGCUUUCGAAUUUCCUCCCAAUGUGGUCUCAAUGGCAUUUAACAUAUACACUCCGGGACAAAGCACUCAGGGAAACCAACGUAUUGAUCGUAUUCUGGCUAGAUUUGGGAAUAGGCCAGUGCCCAGGGUUCUUCAAAUUGUCACAGAAGUUAGAGAAUUUGGAUGCUUAGUCCCAGGGCACUUUGUGAAAGAUGCUCCACAAUGUUCCCAAACAUUCAGUUUUGUCCACAGUCACAAGCUCCUCAAACCGCUCAUUGGGAAUACGGAAACUGUGCAGAGUGUGAAUCACUAAGCCAGCUUCUGUAUUCUCAGGAGCAAAUUGCCACGAGACUGCGAUAUAAAUUUCAAAUUGGACACGAUGAAUUAAAACGUGAAAAAUAUGAACGACUUCAACAUAAUCUUCAACAAGUACAGUUUCCUUUUGAGCCUGAAAUUUCAUUUUACAAUAAUCAGCUAUAAAGAGAUCUACUCUGAAAAGAUUCCAACGUUGAAAGCACAUUAGAACACACAGUAUGUCAUAUUCCUGGUCAACCAACUAUUAAUUCAACUGCUUAUUUGCAGCUGUGGAGUAUUACGCUUUAUACAAUGUAUUCAAUUCAAUGGUUGGAGAAUUCUAGGGAACAUAUUACUAGUUUUCAAAUUUGUGUUUCCUCCAUUUAGUCGUUUAUCUGGAAAGUGAUCCCAGUGCAGUACAUCAAACACUUUUAAAGGUUAAACACCUGACUUUCUCCAAGCCAAGAUGGUAAUGAGUGAUCACUAAGCUUGUUGCAGUAUUAGUUAACCUGGUAUGAUUUCUGCAGAAAUUUGAAAAUUAAACAAUUAAUCAAUUCAAAUAGGCUCAUUCCUGUAAUCUAAUCAACUGUUUUAGAGUUACUUGUAGCACAGAAACUGGUCAUUGCAGAAUUAAAUAUUCCCCAAAUGCUGAUAAGAAUGCUGAAUGGCCAAUCUAACUUAUUUCCAUGACAUCAUAACAUGCUGGCCCUCAACGUUAACAUACAUCCAGAACGUUGGCAAACAAAGUGGGGGAUGGUAUAUCCCAUUUAGAAUAUUUUAUAUUGAUUUGCCAGGUGAUAUUCUAACCUAUAUUUCUAGAAUUCCACAUCUUAUUCUAAUCACAAGAAACUAAGAUGCUGAACAGUGGCACAGCAAUAAACUUUUAAUAUGUGUGUGAAUGAUCUCCCAUUGAACCUAAGACAAAUAUAUACUGAAAUCAUCUUCCUGUUUGAAUUACAGAGCUCUACUCCUUUAUUGAGAACAUUGCAAAGCAGAAAAACUAUGCUUACAUAAGCUCACAUCCAGAAAGAAAACUAUGCAUAGGUUAAGAUUUCAAACUGCAUGCUUAGUUUAGGCUUGGCUUAUAUUUCAAAUAUUCACUGUUAUAACAUUCUCUGACAAUAUCACAGUUAUAGAUUGCCAGUUGACCUCAUGAAAAUACAUUGGCUAUCUUUUUCAAGUUAUUCCACCAAUAAAUAAGAUACAUAGCUUAUUAUUUGUCUUAGAGACCGCUGAAACAUUAGGGAAGAUUAAUCUAACAACUGUUUCUAUUUAUUGUUACUUUCAUUAAUUAGGAGGGGCUUGUGAAAGACAAUUAGUUUCAAGCUGAGGAUAACCAACAAGUAGGUUUCCAUUAAUGGAAAACAAUGGGCUUAUGAUCAAUGAAGUUACAUUUAAAGAUUAAUUGGGUUUGUCUGGAGCCUGAUAAUUUUGGAACAAAAACAGAAAUUGCUGGAGAAACUAACCAGGUCUGGCUGCAUCUGUGGAGAGAAAGCAGAGUUAACAUUUUGAGUCCAUUGACCCUUCAUCAGAACUGAUCUUAGUGUGAGUAAAAGAGGAAUUUUACUCCUUCCUGACACUGAGAAAAAUAAUAAGACAUGACAUCAAAUAUGCACUCAAAAGAGUUAGAUUUUAACCUCAGACCACUAAUAUUUGAUUUGUAUCUUGCUACCUAUCCAUAUUUCUUCCUUUCCCCACUGUUGCUGAAAUACAGUUUAUUUGUGUACUCUCAUGCCUAGUUUUGUUGUUUUCUGACAAGUUCAUUUCAAUAAUGUUUCAUUUCCAAAUAUGUACCACUUACCAUCCACAUACACAUUGAAACAGGAGAUGUCAGUUUCUUGGCACAAGGCUCAGUGACUGGUUCCAAUGUUGGUAAAAUAGUAAAUUCAGUUCGGACCAUUUUGUUUACUUUACAUUGGUUUCCUGAACUUUCCUCAAUCUGUGGGCAGGUGUUUGCUACAGCCAUUUUGGGCCAGUGCCUAUUGCUUUUAAAAAAUAUUUUACUCCAUGAAAGGUCUCAGGUAUUAAAAUCAAAUGAUAGAAGUUGCAAGUAGACAGUCCAUUUUUACCUUUGGCAUGACAAACUUGAGAAUAAAUUCUCAGACUAGACUGUCACAUGGAGUACUACAGAGCGCCUAUGACUGGAGAGAGCUUGUUUUUUCUUUUAUGUAAAAUGUAUUUUUACAUUAAAGUUGCUCACAUUUAACUCUCUCAUAGGAACAAAAAUUACAAUGAGAUAGGCUGGCAUGGUAGCUCAGUGGUUAGCACUGCCGCCUCAUAGUGAUAGGGACCUGAGUUUGAUUCCAGCCUCAGGCAACUGUCUGUGUCGAGUUUGCAUGUUCUCCCUUUGUCUGCAUGGAUAUCUGUGGGUGCUCCAGUUUCCUCCUACAGUCGAAAGAUGUGCAGGUUAGGUGGAUUGACCAUGCUAAAUUACCCAUAGUGUUCAGGGAGGUGGAGGUUAGCCAUCGUAGGGUAGCAGGAUGGGUCUGGAUAGGAUGCAUUUUGGAGGGUUGCUGUGGACUUGUUGGGCUGAGUGGCAUGUUUCCACACUGAGGAUUCUAGAGAAAAAAAAUAGCUUUGCAGUAAACUUCAUAAUAAUGUAUUUUAGACCUUUUUCAGCAUAAGAUCUUUUUCACAUCUGCCUAAAUGUUAUUACAUUGAAAUCAUUUCAAUGUUAUAUUCCAAUUAAAUAUGUUGCAUUCUGCGAAAAUGCUUGACUUAAUCGCUCGCUUUUAACAACUAUCAAAAGUCUUUGGAGAAUUUGCUGGGCAAGGCAGUUUUGCAUAACUAAUAUUUUUCACCUGUGUUGACAGCAUCAGAUUUGUUGGAAUACAGUAAGAAAAUAAUUAUCUGAGAGUUGAAACCACAAGUAGUUUGUAGACGUCAGCUACACUGAAUGCUGUUGGAGACAGAAUAUCAAUUGAUUUUUACCAAAGCUUUUUGAAUUCAAUACACUGUAAUUUUAUCAAAGUCAAUGCAAAUAAAUAUUAUGCAGA
Messenger RNA from Rhincodon typus (whale shark), 3995 nucleotides. RefSeq lists its product as uncharacterized. The transcript is spliced from 4 exons. The coding region runs from base 104 to 1018 and encodes 304 amino acids. Lineage: Eukaryota; Metazoa; Chordata; Chondrichthyes; Orectolobiformes; Rhincodontidae. The record is from RefSeq and is a predicted model, not a curated record.